Anolis sagrei ordinatus is the source of this 1058-nucleotide messenger RNA. RefSeq names its product endothelial cell specific molecule 1 (gene ESM1). Gene Ontology annotation, cellular component: extracellular region. The record is from RefSeq and is a predicted model, not a curated record. Lineage: Eukaryota; Metazoa; Chordata; Lepidosauria; Squamata; Anolidae. Gene Ontology annotation, molecular function: integrin binding; hepatocyte growth factor receptor binding. Gene Ontology annotation, biological process: positive regulation of hepatocyte growth factor receptor signaling pathway; angiogenesis.
CUUUUCUGGCAGACGCCCUUGAGCAUUUGAGAGACGGAUGUGAGAGAAUUUUCAGUCUAUUGGAAAACAACCCAACUAAACAUAACAGAUUACAUCAGCUCAGGCUUUUCAAUUCCUGGAUGGCAGUAGCAACGCUAAUCCAACCUUCAUCCUGGAUUUCACAAAGUAAAACAAGGGAGGCUGGCAAGAGGACAGAUUGAGGAAAUUGACGACUGCAGGCCUUGUGGGCAAUAGGCUGUAUAAAGCUCAAAAGGCUGUAUGCUGAACUCCAGCUACUACUUUGGGUUCUUCACUGCUGCAUCCUAGAGAAGAAGACCCCAGGACUUAGUUUUUUUAAACCUGUUCUUUGGAGUGAAUAGUGCCUUUGUCACCUAAAGAGAUGAAUGGGUUUCUAAUCUUCACUUUAUUUCUGGUCCCCAUGCAUGUUGGAGCUACCUGGAGUGCAAAAUAUGCAGUAGAUUGCCCUGAAUCUUGUAACAGCAAUGAAUGUAAAAACCCUGUGCACUGCAAGCGGAUGGUGCUGGAUGACUGUGGCUGCUGCAGGGUCUGUGCUGCAGCUUUGGGGGAGACUUGCUACCGGACCGUUGCAGGGAUGGAUGGUGUCAAAUGUGGACCUGGACUGAAGUGUCAGUUUUUUUCCGAAGAGGAUGAUUUUGGUGAUGAGUUUGGUAUCUGCAAAGAGUGUCCUUAUGGUACUUAUGGACUGGAAUGCCGAAGAACAUGCAACUGUCCAUCUGGCAUAUGUGACAGAGUGACUGGGAAGUGUUUAAAGUUUUCAUUUUUCCAGCUGGCUGUCUCGAAACCUCCCAACCGACGGAAAUUAAUUUCACAUGCAGAAAAUGACAUGGGAUCCGGUGAUGAUAAUUCUGUAAAAGAAGAUUUUGUCAAUGAAAAAGCCAUUCACUCUCCAAUAAUGAAAUGGCUAAACCCUCGCUGAUAUUAACCUAUAUGGGACUUUUAAACCAAUGCUUUCUUCAGAUUUAUAAUUAAUAUUCAACAACCCACUUUAAAGACCAUAGAUCUCCAGCAAAGGAACUGGUAACGUGUAAUAAAAUCCA